AGACACUCAAAUAUCUUUCUAGGUUAUUUAAAUUCACUGGACACUGUUUACUCGUUUGGAAGAACUAUGGACAGCAUGGGGAUGUUGUCUCUUAUCUUCCUCGUCUUGUUGCAGAGUCCUGCCUCCUUCUCUCUGACAGUGAGCACCAGUAAGGCCAAAGUGGUGGUCCAUGAGAACACAGACGCUGUGCUGUCCUGUCAGUUCAAGACAGAGAAGGAGACUAACCCUCGUAUCGAGUGGAAGAAGAAAGGGAAGGACAUCACCUUUGUUUAUUUUGAUGGCAAAUUCAGCGGUGACCACUAUACCUCCCUCUCUCUCUUCCUCCUCGCCUCUCUUUCUUCAACCCUUUUCCUGAUUCUACUAUACUGCACCGCUCCACCUCUUCUCCGUCUCUCUUAUCUCUUCCCCUCUAACACCAUCUCUUACUACAUUCCUCCCCCUCUUAUCUUGUUGUUAUUUCUUCUUUCCUCUCUUUACACUUUUUCUCUCAUCUUUGUAACCCUUGUCACCUGUGGUAUCCAAGGAUCCUUUGCAGGUCGGGCCAAGAUCGAGGGUGCGACGGUGACGCUGCACGCCGUUACCCAGAAGGACUCUGGGCUGUACCGCUGUGAGGUCAGUGCUCCAGCAGACCACACCAACCUGGGAGAGAUUAACGUCACCCUCAACGUACUGGUGCCCCCCCACACCCCGUCCUGUGAGGUGCCCAGCUCAGUUUUGUCUGGGGCAGGGGUAGAGCUCCACUGUAAGGAUAAACUCAGUGUACCCCCUCCUACCUACAUCUGGUACAAAGACAACAAGGCGCUGAGCACCACACACACAACUGACACCUCCUUUAGCAUGGACACUGACAAGGGAACACUGAAGUUCAAGAGUGUGUCCAAGGCUGACUCAGGCCAGUAUCGUUGCGAGGCAUCCAACAGUGUGGGGGCGCCAAAGAGCUGUGUGGCCCAUCACAUGAAGGUCAUGGAAUAUCAGUUGAGUAUGACGACACUGAUAGCCGGAGCUGUAGGUCUCUUCCUGCUCAUUGUCAUGUGCUGCCUGGGUGUGUGCCUCUGUCAUCGACGGGGCUGCUGCAACAAGAAGGAGCAGAAAGGAAGAAGCACCAACUCCUACAAUCCACCUCCUCCUCCCACCAGAAACCCCAAGAACUACAAACACACCCAGUCCUUCAUGAUUUGAGGGUUUCCUUUGUGAAACUCAAAUCAAAGCUUGAAGCAGUGAAAUCACACAAAGUCCCCCUCCAACACACACACACACACACACACACACACAC
Messenger RNA from Salvelinus fontinalis (brook trout), 1273 nucleotides. RefSeq names its product junctional adhesion molecule 2A-like. NCBI's taxonomy places the organism in Eukaryota, Metazoa, Chordata, Actinopteri, Salmoniformes, Salmonidae. Gene Ontology annotation, cellular component: protein complex involved in cell adhesion; tight junction; cell surface. The coding region runs from base 67 to 1179 and encodes 370 amino acids. The record is from RefSeq and is a predicted model, not a curated record. The transcript is spliced from 9 exons. Gene Ontology annotation, biological process: leukocyte tethering or rolling.